Messenger RNA from Clonostachys rhizophaga, 540 nucleotides. The record is from the annotation of a GenBank genome assembly. Lineage: Eukaryota; Fungi; Ascomycota; Sordariomycetes; Hypocreales; Bionectriaceae.
AUGUGCGUGCAGCCCAUGCAUGCAUUUGCCGGAGACGUCAAAUGGAAGCUCUGGUGUCAGCAACCAGAACCCUCCGGUCACGCCACUUUGGCUCUUUGGCGUGAGCGCGCUGGUGCCCAAUUGGACCGCCACCUGAACUCGACACUGGAUGAACCUUCAAUUUCUUUCUCCAACUGCACCGUCAUCCUUCGCCUAUCCCUAAAGUCUCCUUGGGUCCACAAUGAUGGUGCCGGGCAGGGAUGCUGCCCAAUCCACACGCGCCAGGCUCUCCACUACCCUUCAAUCCGCCCUGUAUCCUCCGCCAGCAGGGUUUUCAUGGUGGGCGGCAGGCAGGCAGGGGCAGGGGAGGGGGGUGUUGGUCUAAAGUUGUCAAGCUUCUUUGUCGUCCCCGCCCCCCUUUUCUCCCACGACCGACCCAGGUUCGUCCCCUCCAACCAGAAAGGGGGAGUUUGGUACGAGCAGGGUUUCUCCGUGAGGGAACCCAGGUCCCGUCCUCGUACCCGUGCAGGUUACGACGUGCCUGCGGGUCUUGGAACGUGA